CACGGACCCCAAAGCGCUUGGGCUUCCAGAGAGGACUGAACGGCGGGGAGUAUGGCGGUUGCCAGCGAGUCUCUGGGCCUCUUGGUCUCCGAGCUGUACGACGUGCAGGCGUUCAAGUUCGGGAGCUUUGUGCUGAAGAGCGGGCUCACCUCCCCAGUCUACAUCGACCUGCGGGGCAUCGUGUCCCGCCCGCGUCUUCUGAGUCAGGUCGCAGACAUCUUAUUCCAAACUGCAAAAAAUGCGGAGAUCAGUUUUGACAGUGUGUGUGGCGUUCCUUACACAGCGUUGCCACUAGCUACGGUUAUCUGUUCAACCAAUCACAUUCCCAUGCUCAUUAGAAGGAAGGAAACGAAGGAUUACGGUACCAAGCGUCUUGUAGAAGGAGAGAUUAAUCCAGGGCAAACCUGUCUGAUCAUUGAGGAUGUCGUCACCAGUGGGGCCAGUGUUUUGGAAACGGUUGAAGUUCUUCAGAAGGAGGGCCUGAAGGUGACUGAUGCCAUCGUGCUGUUAGACCGCGAGCAGGGAGGCAAGGACAAGCUGCAGGCCCAGGGGAUCCGUCUCCAUUCCGUGUGCACAUUGUCCAAAAUGCUGGCGAUCCUCGAGCAGCAGAAAAAAAUCGAUGCCGAGAUGGUCGGGAGAGUGAAGAGGUUCAUCCAGGAGAAUGUUUUCCCAGCAGCUCAUCAGAAUGGUGUCCCCCCUCCUGAGAAGAAAGCAUGCAAAGAACUGAGCUUUGGUGCACGAGCGGAGCUGCCCGGAGUCCACCCACUUGCCUCGAAACUUCUCAGGCUCAUGCAGAAGAAGGAGAGCAACCUGUGUCUGUCUGCUGAUGUCUCAGAGGCCAGAGAGCUGCUGCAGCUAGCAGAUGCCUUGGGACCCAGCAUCUGCAUGCUCAAAACUCACGUCGAUAUUCUGAAUGAUUUUACUCUGGAUGUGAUGGAGGAGUUGGUAGCUCUGGCAAAACGCCACGAGUUCUUAAUAUUUGAAGAUAGGAAAUUCGCUGAUAUAGGAAACACAGUGAAAAAGCAGUAUGAAGGUGGCAUCUUUAAAAUAGCUUCCUGGGCAGAUCUGGUAAAUGCCCAUGUGGUCCCCGGCUCGGGAGUUGUGAGAGGCUUGCAGGAAGUGGGCCUGCCUUUACAUCGAGCGUGCCUGCUCAUCGCAGAGAUGAGCUCUGCUGGCUCCUUGGCCACUGGAAACUACACCAAAGCAGCAGUUGGGAUGGCCGAGGAGCACUCUGGAUUUGUGAUUGGCUUUAUUUCCGGCUCCCGAGUAAGCAUGAGACCAGAGUUUCUUCACUUGACCCCAGGAGUUCAGUUGGAAACAGGAGGAGAUCACCUCGGCCAACAGUACAAUAGUCCUCAAGAAGUGAUUGGCAAACGGGGUUCUGAUGUCAUCAUUGUAGGCCGGGGAAUCCUUGCAGCAUCUAACCGCCUGGAAGCAGCUGAGAUGUACAGAAAAGCUGCCUGGGAAGCUUAUUUGAGUAGGCUUGCUGUUUAAUGAGAAGACACGUGCCUCCCCAGUCACUGGCUUUAAAGCAACAGUACCCUGCAGUGCUCAGGGUCCUGCACUGAACCAUUAAGGGACAGACUCUGGAGCCCUGGUGUCCUGAACGUGUAACCACUGCAUUGGUACUGUAACGAACUCUUUCUAAAGCUUGCUUUCAUUGGUGUUGUUCGGCAGCCACCACCUUUCUGAGUCCCCUCGUCUCAGUCACAUCCAACGUUAGCUAGCCACCUACCUCCUUCAGUGCCAUGAAGCUGGACCCUUGAACAGAGCAGGAGUUCUGGUUCGUUCUCCUCAAUGAUCAGUGUAGAAAGUCACGGCUUCCUCCUGAUCCGUCUGGACGGCAGCCCGCUGCAUCGAAGAACACAGUAACACCAGUUCCGCUCGCAUUCCUGUGUUUGCCCGUAGUGAUGGCUCAGCGGUUAAGAGCACUGUUGCUCUUCCAGAGCAGCAGCAUUGGCUUCCCAGCACCCACCUGGGGACCCACAACCAUCUGCGACUCCAGUUCCUCUUCUAACUUCCUCAGGCUACAGCUCCACCUAAAAUAUAUAUGAACUUUAUUUUAAAGUAAUCUUGACCAGUGCUUCAAAAGGGAGAAUUUUUUUCUGCCCACUGCAAGUGGAAUUCACAUCCCCCCUCAAACUUGAGCCAUCUUCCCCUUUGGUUCACGUUCUUCCCAAGGAACCUUCACACCCCUGCCCGCAGUGCUUUGUUCUUACUGCUGCCCAAGGCAAGCUCCUUUAGAAUUCGGCAGAUAGCUGUAUGUCGAUAGUCCAGCCUUGAGAAGACCGGUGUGUAUCAGAUGGAAUGGUCUGAGUGGGUCCAUAUACUAACCAUGUAGCCUGCUAACUUUUUAAUUUAUUUAUUAUGUAUACAGGGUUCUGCCUGCAUGUGUGCCUACAGGCCAAAAGAGGGCACCAGAUCUCAGUAUAGAUGGUUGUGAGCCACCAUGUGGUCACUGGGAAUUGAACUCAGGACUUCCAGAAGAGCAGGCAGCACUCUUAACCCCUAAGCCAUCUCUCCAGCCCGCUAACUUCCUGUCAGUACAGCACCCUGUAGUCUGCAUGUCUAUAACAAGAUUAGCAGCUGCCCCUUACUCAGCAAGCGUGCGACCUCUAGUAGUGGAAUCCAGGCAGUUAAAGCAAGUGCUGGAGGGAGGUCUGAUAGCAGCGGUAUCCCAUCACAUAAAGAUAGAGCCAUGGGUCUUAGGGCAAUCUGUACUGAUGGCUGAGAAACACUGUCAGUAUCUAAGAAAACACCCCUUCUAGGCGUUAGCUUAGCCGUACUCUCCAACGGCUGUGUGGCUCCAGGAGUCCAAAGAGACUCUUCAGUUUUAAGGUGCAAACCUAAAUUGAGGCCCUGAGGUUUCAGGUCCACACCUACACAUGGUUCUAGAGCAAUCUUCCAGUUCAUUUCUAGAAAACCAGGUCUUCAGGGAAGGGGUCAGAAGGGAAAAUAUGUGUUAACAUAAUGCAUUAAAGCCCUGCACUAUUAAUUCACAUCAGCCUUUUGGGAAAUAGGAAGCAUAAGGUCCUCUUGAGGACAAGACUUCCUGGAUUGAUCCACCCAUUAAACUAACUACAGUACCUUUGGCCAAGUCAGUCCGUCUUAAAAUUCAGUUAAAAUGCUGUCAGUUUUUCCAGAUGACUCAGCCUUGUCACUCCAGCACCCUGUUGAAUGGUUACAUAAUUUACCUAAGAAAAUGCUUUGUCACUGGAGAUGUCUCCAUGUUUAUUCCAUAAAGAUGUUCCCCAGCGGCCUCUUGCUUGGCAUGUAAGCAGAAACUGGACUGUUAGGAGACUGGUCUUUGCCCCUUUCUCCUCUUCCAAUAAACCUCCCACGCAAGCCCUGA
Messenger RNA from Peromyscus maniculatus bairdii (prairie deer mouse), 3352 nucleotides. RefSeq names its product uridine monophosphate synthetase (gene Umps). Lineage: Eukaryota; Metazoa; Chordata; Mammalia; Rodentia; Cricetidae. Gene Ontology annotation, molecular function: orotate phosphoribosyltransferase activity; orotidine-5'-phosphate decarboxylase activity. Gene Ontology annotation, biological process: 'de novo' pyrimidine nucleobase biosynthetic process; 'de novo' UMP biosynthetic process. The record is from RefSeq and is a predicted model, not a curated record.